Corythoichthys intestinalis (scribbled pipefish) is the source of this 3525-nucleotide messenger RNA. It is a transcript of the gene kcnmb2a, whose product is annotated as potassium large conductance calcium-activated channel, subfamily M, beta member 2a. Gene Ontology annotation, cellular component: voltage-gated potassium channel complex; membrane. The transcript has 5 exons. The coding region runs from base 123 to 905 and encodes 260 amino acids. The record is from RefSeq and is a predicted model, not a curated record. Gene Ontology annotation, biological process: detection of calcium ion; potassium ion transport. Gene Ontology annotation, molecular function: calcium-activated potassium channel activity; potassium channel regulator activity. Lineage: Eukaryota; Metazoa; Chordata; Actinopteri; Syngnathiformes; Syngnathidae.
GAACAAUCGCCCGGUAGCCAUCGACUGGAAACGAACUACAAAUGGAAGGAUUGCAUUCGUAGCGCACGGUGAUAAAGACAGAGGUGAAAUCUCUGUUCGUUUGGCGCUAAAUAAGAGUAAACAUGUACCGAAGGUCUUUCCGGCGAUCGCCCGGUUCGGCUUCGGUGAGUAAGAGAAGACCAGGGUUAUCCGGAAAGAUGUUCUUCGUGGCCGGGGCCAAAAAUACAGCGUCGGUCGGAGGAAACGAAAGGAGGUCAAUUUAUCAGAAAUUCCGUGAGGUGGAUUUGCUGGAUAAGAAGAAGACGGUGACUGCUCUCAAGCCCGGUGAAGAUCGAGCGAUCCUCCUGGGGCUCGGAAUGAUCUUCUCCUCUGUCAUGAUGUACUUUGUACUCGGGAUCACGAUAUUACGCUCAUAUGCGGAAAGCGCGUGGACGGAGGAAGGCGUGUGCGUUGUUCUGAACUCCACGGUGACGUCGGACAUGAACUGUUCCUACAACUGCGGCUCCGACUGCUGGAGAGUCUCCAAGUACCCGUGUCUGCAGGUCUACGUCAACGUCAACAACACGGGCCGCGUCUGUCGGUUAUCUCACAACGAAGAGACGCAGGACGCCAGCUCGGAAUGUUUUUACGUGCCCAGGUGCCAGAAGGACAGCGGACAAAUGCACAGCGUGAUCAUGAACAUCUCGGAGCGCCUGAAGGCCCAGCGGCAGGUUCCCUGCUAUUACGAUCCCAGCGAGCAGCGCGAGACGGUUCUCCUGACCCGGCUCUACGACCACGGCGUGGUCUUCCACUCGCUGAUGUGGCCCUCGUGCAUCUUCCUGGGAGGCCUCCUGAUCAUCGUCUUGGUCAAGCUCACGCAGUACCUCUCCAGAUUGUGCGAAGAGAUCGGGAAGCUCAAGAGGUGAAUUGGGCGGACUCUCUCAAGAUCCAGGGACUCAACCAAUGUUCCCAAAAAGGAAAGCCAUUUUACACGGGCUCUUAAACUUUUAAGACCGUUUACCUCAUUUUCUGCCUCUAAUGUGAACUGUGUUGCAUGACUGAUCUAUGAUAUACCAAGAAGUGCCAAUACCAAGCGAGUGUAUAACAUAGAAAAGGAUGUUUUUUCAACAAGGGAACAGUUUCAUCGAUCGGCACCGUUCGAAUAUUGAAAUGACCGGAAUUUUCACGCGACGCAGGGAAUUUUUCAAAUGACCCCCUGUAAACGCCCAUUUUUCACUGAUUUUUGGAAGAAGAAAAAAAAAAUUUCAAAAUGUAUCUAGUCCUAGAAUUUUUGACCAAAUCACAUAAUUAAGACAUCAAAAAUUCCGGGACGGUAAGGGGCAUAAAAGCUGUAUACAGAAUUUGGAAAAAAUUUAUGGUUCCCAGGAAAGUUGGCAAAAACUUUCCCAUUCAUUUUUAAUGGGAUGCAAUGUUGGUUCAAAUUUCCCAUUCAUUUUCAAUGGCAUUUAUUUUGUUUAAUGCCAUUGACGGCCAUGUUUGUUGAUUCUAUUGAUGCCAAUGUACUUGGAUUCCAUUGACGCAAAUGUAAGUUGAUGCCAUUGACGACCAUGGACCACCAAAAUGGCAAAAACAUAUGCCCCCAAAUCAAUAGGAAAUGACCAGAUAUCAAUAGGACAAAUGUCCCCAAAUGACCUGAUAUGACAAGGAUACAUCCCACAAAUGUCCCCAAAUGACCUGAUAUGACCAGAACACGUCCCCCAAGACCUUAUAGGACCAAGCCACGCCCAAAAAUGACCUGUUAUGACCAGGCCACGCCCCCAAAAGUCCCCAAAUGACCUGAUAUGACCUGGCGACGCCCCCCAAAAGUCCCCAAAUGACCUGAUAUGACCAGGCCACGCCCCCAAAUGUCACCAAAUGACCUAAUAUGACCAGGCCACGCCCCCCAAAAGUCCCCAAAUGACCUGAUAUGAUCAGGCCACGACCCCUAAAAGUCCCCAAAUGACCUGAUAUGACCAGGCCACACCCCCAAAUGUCCCCAAAUGACCUGAUAUGACCAGGCCACGCCACCUAAAAGUCCCCAAAUGACCUGAUAUGACCAGGCCACGCCCCCCAAAUGACCUGAUAUGACCAGGCCACGCCAACCAAAUGUCCCCAAAUCAACAGGAAGUGACCUGAUAUUGUCCCCGAAAUGUCCCCAAACCAACCUGGGCGGGGCUAAGGUCUGUAUCUCAAAAUAGCAAAGACCCAGAGUAAUUUCUCCAGAAAUUGCAGUUUCUAGUCCUAAAUCAGGGGUCCCCAAACUACGGCCCGGGGGCCAGAUACGGCCCGCCUCCAAAUUUCGUCUGGCCCCCUGAACUUUUUUUUUUUUUUCCCAGUAGUGUUAUUUAUUUCCUGGCUUUUUUUUUUUUUUUAAUAACCCAGAGAGGGUUAUUUGGUUUGGUUAUUAUCUAUUUAAUUAAUAGUGUUAUUAUUAUAUUAUAUUAUAUUUUAUUAUAUUAUUAUUUUAUUUACUUUUGUUCCGUGAAGAAUCCAGAAAGGGUUAUUUGAUUGUGGCUUUCUGAAAAACAAUGAAUUUUUACUUUUAAAUUUAACUCUUAAAUUUUUAAUUUAGGACUCCUGCAAUCGUCACACUUUUUCUAUUGCAAACUGAACUGGCCCCUCAUCAGAGAAGGGAAAAGUUAUGUGGCCCUCACAGGAAAAAAAAGUUUGGGGACGCCUGUCCUAAAUAGUCAAUGCCAAUGAUACUUCAUUAAGAUCAUCAACUGAUGAAGAAAUGGCGUACUCUUCUGGCUCAUAAACUCCAGUGGGUCACUGCCUGUUGGUUUUGAGUUACUUCCUCUCCACUUUGGGUCAUUUCCUAUUGAUUUUGGGUCAUUUGCCGUUAAUUGCGGGGCAUUUACAGGUCAUUUCCUGUGGAUUUUCGGUCACUUCCUUUGUACUUUGGGUCAUUCCCGGGUCAUUUUCUAUUGAUUUUGGGUCACUUACCGUUAAUUGUGGGGUAUUUACGUGCCACUUCUUGUUGAUUUCGGGUCACUUCGUAUUAAUUUCGGGGCAUUUCCAGGUCACUUUGUGUUAAUUUUGAGUAACUUCCUCUUAAAGUAUUGUUUUAAUAAAAAAUUCUGACAUUUUUGUUGGUGUCAUUGGAAAGGGAGGCGUCGGAAAGUUACAGGGAAGUUUUUGUCAAAUUUUGGCGGAAGUGUACAUUUGAGCCAAAAACUGGCAGGUGACGUUUGUGUGCCCUGAUUUUGUGUAUUUUUUGAUGCAUGAAUUAUGUAAAUUGGACAAACUGUAGCAUUUAGAAAAUGUUUCAUGUUAUACAUUUUUUCCAUUAGCAAUGAAUGGGGCUUUUUUUGUCUAUAAAAAUAUAUAGUUCUUACUGUACGUGUCAUUUCCAAUGACAAUUUAAGAAAAUCGGACAAACAUAUAUAAUUUGGAAGACAUUGUACGUGCUUGCCACUUUUCCAGUGACCAAAACAAACAGGACUCACCACUUCUAUAACAUCAGAUUCCUACUUUCCACUUAUGUUUGAUUUAAAAAUCUAUGCAUUUUCUACGAGAACACAAUUCCUUUUUUGUAUGCUAGCU